Molecule: messenger RNA, 1241 nt
Organism: Aplysia californica (California sea hare)
Lineage: Eukaryota; Metazoa; Mollusca; Gastropoda; Aplysiida; Aplysiidae
Product: major royal jelly protein 1
Source: RefSeq, a predicted model, not a curated record
GUCGACACCAUUCGUGAUUUUUACUCUGCUAGUGAAAUCAGGUCAAGGAUAUUUGUCACAGUCCCAAAGAUGCGCUCCGUAAAAGGAGUCCCCGCAGGUCUAAACACAGUCCACAAGAAUGAGACAUCCAACGAGUCCUUUCUCCGCCCCUACCCGAACUGGGAGUGGCAGAAACAAGGCGACUGCAGCGCUCUCCAGUUCCCGAUGAGCAUGGCUAUGGAUCCGAACACAGGAUACCUCUACGUCAUCGAUGUUGGCAGGGUUGGCGUUACGACAUCAAACGCUGACAACAGCUGCCCGCCAAAGUUGGUCGUUUUCGACACCAGGCGAUCAAAUGACGCCAUUCUUAGCUACGUCUUUCCCGAUUCUGUCGUGUCAGCAACCAGUAACUUUCUGAACGAUAUCACUCUAGAUUAUGUCGACCCCGAGGCAGGGAAUCGAGUACGAUAUGCUUAUAUUACAGACACUUUUGACAAGCAGAUUGUAGUAUUUGAUUUCUCUACCAACACCUCUUGGAGUUUCCAGGACUUGAACAGCAUGGGUACAGAUGGUGACCGCAACAUUACGAUCCAAGGAACGACAUACACCAUGGACUUUGCUGUCAAUGGCAUCUCCCUCUCCUCCUCAUUCAACUACCUAUAUUAUUCUUCCGUGGGAUCAAGGAAACUCUUCCAGGUGCCGACAUGGGUGCUGAGAAAAGAAAAAUCGGACUUUUCGAAAUACGUCCGCUUGGUUGGGACUAAAAAGUCUAAUUCAGAUGCUAUUAUAUUUGGUCACAGAAACCUAUAUUUUGGAGCGUUGGCUUACGAUGCAGUGUACAGGUGGGACCUCGUAGAGGACUUGAACCUCCAAGGCGUCUCAGAGGGUGAGGUAACCAUUCAGACCCAACUCCCAUUGGCUCAGAACUGGGAGACCAUGCAAUGGGUGGACGGUAUGACCAUCGGUUUUGACAACCAACUGUAUUUCAUCACCGAGCGAGCCCAACUCUUCCACACAGGCACUAUGGACUUCUCGGGCAAACAGGGAGCCAACUUCAGAAUUUUUACAUAUCCAAUAGCCGACAAGAGUUAUUUAUCCUUGCCCAAGGCUGGACACGAUUCUGUUAUUGUUGGCUGAAUGAAUGAUGACGACUCGUGAGAUGACGAGAUUCAGAAUUUGAUUGUACCCUGCAACUGCACUAUGCUUAUUAUAAAUAAAUAAUGUCUCUCUGUUUGUCUGUCUCUCUGUCUGUCUGCCUCUCU